AUGGCCAGGGGCUCAGGGGGCUUCGAGAAGCACUGCCAUGUCUUGAGCCAGGGACCUGCAGAAACAGAAACCAGCCUCCAGGCUCCAGCCUGCCCUUCCUCUUGGCAUGAGUGUCCCCCUCCAGGGCAGCCUUGGGAGUAUCCCCUUGAUAAGAGUGUGAAGAAGUGGAAAUUACACAUAAUUUUGAUAGCUUUAGAUUCAGCUAUCCUCUUGGUGCUUGGUUCAGACCCCCUGGGGGUUCUCAGGACUGGCUCACGUCCUGCUGUCCUCACCAGCGCCAGCACUGCCAGCAUGCCCGUCCAUGGCUCCUCUGCCGCUGCCGGCUCUCGGUCUCUGCAGGAGGAGAAUGAGAAGCAUGAGAAGCUGUGCCUGGAGAGGGAGCAGGAGCAGAAGAAGGCGGGCAAGGCCAGCGUGCCGCGGGCCAACAGCGCCCUGUCCCCCGAGGAGCCCCGGAGCGAGCUGCUGGUGCCCAUCUCCCCGCCGGGCCCGGUGCCCCUGCCGCCCCCGCCGCUGGCAGCCCCCAUCUCCGUCAUUCCCAUCCCCGUGGUCACCAGCUCCCCGCAGCAGGCAGCCCAGGCCGCGCUGUCGCCGGUUGGGACCAGGGAAGUACAUAAUAAAUUGGAGAAGAACAGACGUGCACAUUUGAAAGAGUGCUUUGAGACAUUGAAGCGCAACAUCCCCAACGUGGAUGACAAGAAGACCUCAAACCUCAGCGUCCUCAGGAGUGCCUUGCGAUACAUCCAGACUUUAAAGAGGAAGGAGAAAGAAUACGAGCACGAGAUGGAGCGGCUGGCCAGAGAGAAGAUCGCUACCCAGCAGCGGCUGGCAGAUCUGAAGAACGAGUUGAGCCAGUGGAUGGAUGUCUUGGAGAUUGACAGAAUUAUUCGACAGACAGUUCAGCCAGAGGAUGACCAGGCAUCUACCUCGACAGCAUCAGAGGGUGAAGACAACAUGGACGAAGAUAUGGAAGAUGACAGGCCAGUGAACUCGUUACCAAAACUCAGCCAGCGGCAGCACCCGGAGCUGCUGAAAGCCGUCCCCCCCAGUGCUGCUGCCCCCCUGCCCGCGGUCCUGCCCCCUCACGUGUCCAUCCAGCAGAAGCCCCACGCCCAGCCCUCCCUGCAGACGCAAGCCCUGGUCCCGCCGCAGGCCAUCGUCCCCGCACAGACUCACAUCGUGGCGGCCUCCACCGUGCAAUCGACUGUUAUCGCCCACACGGCCACCACCCACGCCUCGGUCAUCCAGACCGUCAACCACGUCCUCCAGGGCCCGCAGACCAAGCACAUCGCCCACAUCGCACCUUCCACGUCCAGCCCCGUGCAGCUGAGCCCCGCCGCGCAGCCCAUCGGCCACAUCACCGUGCACCCGGCCGCCCUCAACCACGUGGCGCAGCUGGGCCCGCAGCUGCCGCUGUACCCGCAGCCCGUGGCCGUGAGCCAGCCCGUGGUGAGCCACAUCGCCCACACGCUCUCGCACCAGCCCGUCAACGGCACGGCCGCGCUGGGCCAGCCCGUGGUGGCCAAGCCGGCCGUGGGCCAGGUGGUGCAUCACCCGCAGCUGGUGGGGCAGACGGUGCUGAACCCCGUGACUAUGGUGACCAUGCCCUCCUUCCCGGUCAGCACGCUCAAGCUGGCCUAGAGGGGAGCGCGCCGGGCCGGCUCCUUCUGGAGCCUUUCCCGAGGAAACUCUACAUUCCAGCCCGCGGCGCCGCGGGGCCGGGCUGUCCCCGCCCGGAGCUCUCCACAGACUGCAGAGACACUUCUCCACGGUGAUCCUUUUUCCUUUUACGUGUAAUGAGUGAACUAUGGAUAUGAUGUUCUUAAGACUUUAAUUUUGCCCUCUUAUGUGUUGCUUCUUUGUAGAAUAAAAAUUGCUGAUCUCUUUAUUGAGACGUUGCAUAGAA
Ficedula albicollis (Collared flycatcher) is the source of this 1903-nucleotide messenger RNA. RefSeq names its product MAX network transcriptional repressor (gene MNT). The transcript has 9 exons. Gene Ontology annotation, molecular function: DNA-binding transcription factor activity, RNA polymerase II-specific; RNA polymerase II cis-regulatory region sequence-specific DNA binding; protein dimerization activity. NCBI's taxonomy places the organism in Eukaryota, Metazoa, Chordata, Aves, Passeriformes, Muscicapidae. The coding region runs from base 1 to 1638 and encodes 545 amino acids. The record is from RefSeq and is a predicted model, not a curated record. Gene Ontology annotation, biological process: regulation of transcription by RNA polymerase II.